GUUUUCGCGACAAAUCCAGGAAGCGUCUAUUUACGGCUACACAACCGAGCAAGAGUUGGUGCUUUCUCCUACUGAGCAAUACAGCAACACAGCACCAUGUUGCCGACCACCUCACCGAACAGCAACGGCGCCCUCGGUACUAGCGACACUGCGCGUCACACGGCAGGCUUCAAGCGCUACAAGUACCUGAGACGGCUGCUCCAUUUCAAACAGAUGGACUUUGACUUUGCCGUGUGGCAGAUGCUUUACUUGUUCACGUCACCGCAGAGAGUCUACCGCAACUUCCACUACAGGAAACAGACCAAGGACCAGUGGGCCAGGGAUGACCCGGCUUUCCUGGUCCUGCUCGGCAUCUGGCUAUGCGUGUCAACAAUAGGCUUCGGUCUAGUGCUGGACAUGGGAUUCGUGGAGACUCUGAAGCUGCUGCUGUGGGUGGUCUUUGUCGACUGUAUAGGAGUUGGUCUUCUCAUAUCAACCCUCAUGUGGGUUAUCAGCAACAAGUACCUGUUGAAACAACCCGGCAGAAACUUUGAUGUGGAGUGGGGCUACGCGUUUGAUGUUCACCUCAAUGCCUUCUACCCCCUUCUCGUCAUCCUGCAUUUCCUGCAGCUCUUCUUCAUCAACCAUGUUGUGGUGAUAAACUCAGACUGGUUCGUGGGAUACUUUGUUGGAAACACUAUGUGGCUGAUCGCCAUUGGUUAUUAUGUCUACAUCACGUUCUUAGGGUACAACGCUCUACCCUUCCUGAAGAACACAGUGGUGCUGCUCUACCCCUUCGCUUUGCUCGGACUCGUCUACAUCCUCUCCGUCUCUCUGGGCUGGAACUUCACUCAGGGCCUCUGCUGGUUUUACAAGUACAGAGUCCAGUAGGAGCAGUUUCUCUCUGAAGUUGAACACUAGUUGGCUCCAGGCCGACUCCAAAUCUGCUUCCAACUCACAUCUAGGUGUCAAGAAUCAAUUUCCAGCUUCUGUUAGCCAACAUCUGGUUUGGAAGGACUCUGGUUGACUCUCCGUGAACUUGGACGCUGGAUCAAUCAACGCCGAGCUGGUUGACUGAUGCUCGACUCUCAAUUGACUCUGUUCGUUUUCCUCUUAUGUUGAGCUGGAGCUCCGAAGUCAGUGAACAGUGAUGUGUUUGGACUGUAGUUGCAGAAACAGGAGAUACAGCUUUUAUUGUUCUUCUUUUUGUAUGAUUUGUAAAUAUCAUGGCAGGUUGUAAUAUAUACACAGAUGAUUGUUUCUGAAUAAGAAAAAAAUUGCUUUGUUUCUUUGAGUUUUCUUAAAAAAAAGACUAAAAAAUAAUCCUGCUUAUUGAAGAGAUAAAAAGGAAAGUGGAGGAACAUGGAAUGGACACUUUUUUUUCCCCUUUCUGUUUUUUCUUUAAGUGUACACUCAGAAGCACUUUCAAUAAAAUGUUUUAUU
This is a messenger RNA of Anoplopoma fimbria (sablefish), 1422 nucleotides long. RefSeq names its product unc-50 homolog (C. elegans) (gene unc50). Bases 97 to 870 code for a protein of 257 amino acids. Lineage: Eukaryota; Metazoa; Chordata; Actinopteri; Perciformes; Anoplopomatidae. The record is from RefSeq and is a predicted model, not a curated record. Gene Ontology annotation, cellular component: Golgi membrane. The transcript is spliced from 6 exons.